Messenger RNA from Alligator mississippiensis (American alligator), 1974 nucleotides. RefSeq names its product class I histocompatibility antigen, F10 alpha chain. NCBI's taxonomy places the organism in Eukaryota, Metazoa, Chordata, Crocodylia, Alligatoridae. Bases 230 to 1264 code for a protein of 344 amino acids. Gene Ontology annotation, cellular component: external side of plasma membrane. Gene Ontology annotation, biological process: immune response. The record is from RefSeq and is a predicted model, not a curated record. The transcript has 7 exons.
GGAAGCCGGUGUCGGGUGUCGGGCGACGCGCGGGGCUGGGGCGGCAGCUUUCGCAGCAGCAAAGUGCGCGGGCAGGAUCUGCCCGGCGGCCGGUGACGGAGCGAUCUGGAGCAUCGCGGCGACCAAUCGCGGCGGGCGGCGAGGCCGCUAUGCAGAGGAGCGCAGCCUCGCCCGCGCCGUGCGGACACACGUGCGCGCUUGCUCGUGCGAGCGGACACCUGCGGCCGCCAUGGCCCCGACCCUCCUCCUGCUGCUGCUCGCGGCGGCCGUGUCCGCGGCCGGGCCCGACGGUUAUCAUCACCUGGACGUUCUGAUCACUGCAACUGUUGAUGAUGAGGAGACCCAUAAGUACUUCAUGAUUGCCAAGGUGGAUGACUUUGUGUUUGCCAACUACCACAGCAACACCCAGGAGUUCAGACCCACCCAGAAGUGGGUGAAGCGGGCUUUGGGCGAUGACUAUGCGCAGGAAAAGACCCGGGAGUUUCAGGGGUAUGAUAGAGGUGCCAAAGCCCACAUAAAGAGGUGGAUGAAGCUGUAUAAUCAGACGGGCGGGCUCCAGGUCGAGCAGAUCCAUGUGGGCUGCUCGCUCAACGGUGGUGUUUUGGGGGGCCAGAAAUUCCAGUAUGCCUACAAUGGAGAGGAUUUCAUCAGCUUCGACAUCCAGCAGCAAACAUGGGUGGCGGCUGUGCCAGUGGCACAUCACCAGAAGCUGUGGUGGGACAGUGGCAAGACCUGGACCCAGUUUGUGCAGUGGUACCUGAAGGAGAAGUGUCUGCAAACCCUGAAGAGCUUGCUGCAGGAGGGAAAGGCCAACCUGGCCCAGAGGGUUUCCCCCGUGGUGUCGGUGUCCCACAGAGAUGCUCCCGAUGGCUCCUCCACCCUUUCCUGCCAUGUGAGGGGCUUUUACCCACGUCCUAUCCAUGUCUCGUGGGUGCAGGAAGGAGGGGAGAUCCUCCCAGAGACCUUCACCAGUGGGAUCCUGCCCACUGCCAAUGGCACAUUCUACCUGUGGACAACCCUGGAGCUGGCCCCCUUGUCCACCAUGCGCCGCUACGCCUGCCAAGUGGAGCACAGCAGCCUGCCGGAGCCCUCGCUCACCUGGGUCCCUAAUGAGACAGGCAUCCUGUCCCCUGGGGUCCUGGCUUCCCUCAUAGUUGGGGGCAUGAUUCUGGUUAUUGCUGUCCUGGGCUGUGCCGUCGUCUGGAGGAAAAAGUCAGCAGGCAUCGCCAAACCUGACUACAGUCCAGCGAGCACUGAGAGCUGAGAUUGUUCCAAGUUGGCCUUCUCCAGGGCCAACAACUGACAACCAGGGACCCCCCGGCUCAAGACAGCAGGACCCCAGAAAUGCCACCAUCUGUGUCCCUCUCCAGAAACCUGUCCCUGCCAGCGUGAGAGGCUGGUGUUGAAUUCCUCAGGGAAGGGGAUCUUCCUCCCUGUCUAUAUGACAAAAGCCUGGGGCCUCAGAGGCAGAUGCUCUGGUCACCUGGGGAUGGGGAAGGAAAAGCCCUGCUCACCGGCCCAAGUAGCUAGUGAUGCUUUUUAGAUUGAUUGGCUUGUGACCAUCACUGGCAGCUUCGAUUGGACCGGGCUGCUGAGGUCAGAAAGGUUAUUUAAAGGCCCGGCCCAGGAAGAAGGCAGCCAUUAGCCAUGUGGUCACCCAGGUGAAUCUGAAACUGGGAGAGGAGCUUUACCAUCUGAACCUGGCUCUCUCCUCAUCACCGCAUGCUCAAAGAGUGACCUGCCUCCAGAAGGAAACUCUAACCAUCUCUGGAUGAUGCGAGUGAGUAAGCUACUCGAGAUCAGGCUAGAUAUUUAGCUUACAGUAACUCAGAUGCAUGAUCAAAAGGCUACCUCAGCCGUACUGGUUUGCUCUAUGGGAUCCCUCUGAUAUUCCUCUGAUAUUUCCACGAUACUGCUCUACCUUUUACCCUGUUCCCGCCCUACCCCCUGUAAUCAAUAAACUUCUCCUUGUGA